AUGCGUUUCGUCCAAGCAUAUAGUUUCGCCAUCGAGAACACGCCACUUCAGGUGUAUUCGUCCCUCCUUGUCUUUUCGCCCAGCAGGGGCAAAAUUAGCGCUACAUUCGGAAGCCAGAUCCCGCGAUGGAUAUCUCUACAGCCGACGGUCAAUGACAAUUGGGGCCUGGGCAUGCAGACGCUCGAGGGCCAUGUCCACUCCGUCAGCUCGGUGACCUUCUCGGCCGAUUCGACGAUCGUGGCGUCGGGCUCUUACGACAAGACGAUUCGGCUCUGGCGCGUGGCCACGGGCGAGAGUGUGCAGACGCUCGAGGGCCAUAACGACUUUGUCCGCUCGGUCGCCUUCUCGACCGAUUCGACGCUCGUGGCAUCUGGCUCUAACGACAUGACGAUCCGGCUCUGGCGCGUGGCCACGGGCGAGUGCGUGCAGACGCUUGAGGGCCAUGACGACGGGGUCACCUCGGUGACCUUCUCCGUCGAUUCUACGCUCGUGGCGUCGGGGUCUUACGACAAGACGAUCCGGCUCUGGCGCGUGGCCACGGGCGAGUGCGUGCAAACGCUCGAGGGCCAUGACGGCUGGGUCAGCUCGGUCGCCUUCUCAGCCGAUCCGACGCUCGUGGCGUCAGGCUCUGACGACACGACGAUCCGGCUCUGGCGCGUGGCCACGGGCGAGUGCGUGCAAACGCUCAAGGGCCAUGUCCACUCCGUCAGCUCGGUGACCUUCUCGGCCGAUUCGACGAUCGUGGCGUCGGGCUCUUACGACAAGACGAUUCGGCUCUGGCGCGUGGCCACGGGCGAGAGUGUGCAGACGCUCGAGGGCCAUAACGACUUUGUCCGCUCGGUGACCUUCUCGACCGAUUCGACGCUCGUGGCAUCAGGCUCUAACGACAUGACGAUCCGGCUCUGGCGCGUGGCCACGGGCGAGUGCGUGCAGACGCUCGAGGGCCAUGACGGCGGGGUCACCUCGGUGGCCUUCUCGGUCGAUUCGACGAUCGUGGCGUCAGGCUCUUACGACGACACAAUUCGGCUCUGGCGCGUGGCCACGGGCGAGCGCGUGCAGACGCUCGAGGGCCAUGACGACGGGGUCACCUCGGUGGCCUUCUCGGCCGAUUCGACGCUCGUGGCGUCGGGGUCUUACGACAAGACGAUCCGGCUCUGGCGCGUGGCCACGGGCGAGUGCGUGCAAACGCUCGAGGGCCAUGACAGCUGGGUCAGCUCGGUGGCCUUCUCGGCCGAUUCGACGAUCGUGGCAUCGGGCUCUGACGACACCACGAUCCGGCUCUGGCGCGUGGCCACGGGCGAGUGCGUGCAAACGCUCGAGGGCCAUGACAGCUUGAUCAACUCGGUGGCCUUCUCUGCCGAUUCGACGAUCGUGGCAUCGGGCUCUAACGACAUGACGAUCCGGCUCUGGCGCGUGGCCACGGGCGAGUGCGUGCAGACGCUCGAGGGCCAUGACGACGGGGUCAGCUCGGUCGCCUUCUCGGCCGAUUCGACGCUCGUGGCGUCGGGGUCUUACGACAAGACGAUCCGGCUCUGGCGCGUGGCCACGGGCGAGCGCGUGCAGACGCUCGAGGGCCAUGACGACGGGGUCAGCUCGGUCGCCUUCUCGGCCGAUUCGACGCUCGUGGCGUCGGGGUCUUACGACAAGACGAUCCGGCUCUGGCGCGUGGCCACGGGCGAGUGCGUGCGGACACUUAAUGCUGGGUUUCCUUCGUUCCACCUGUCUUUCGGCUACGGCAGGGCAAGGUUGAUGACCGACCGUGGUGCAAUCGCCACACAAGUGGAGACAUCAGAAGGUUGUCCGACUGACGCUGUCGCCAAUGCAACGGAUGCUGUUUACUCCUUAUUCGGGAUCAGCGAAGACCAGACCUGGAUCACAUGGGCUGGAAAGAAGUUGUUCUGGCUGCCUAAGGAAUAUCGGCCCUCCGCCUCUGCGGUAUCUGGGUCUAACAUCAUGAUUGGCUGCCGGAGGGGAGGCGUAAUGCUCAUUGGAUUUUCGCAUCAAGGCCUCUCGGAGAAAUUCACGGAUCAAGGAGAGUAA
Messenger RNA from Purpureocillium takamizusanense, 2040 nucleotides. RefSeq lists its product as uncharacterized. The record is from RefSeq and is a predicted model, not a curated record. Gene Ontology annotation, cellular component: transcription repressor complex; nucleus. Gene Ontology annotation, biological process: negative regulation of transcription by RNA polymerase II. The transcript has a single exon. NCBI's taxonomy places the organism in Eukaryota, Fungi, Ascomycota, Sordariomycetes, Hypocreales, Ophiocordycipitaceae. Bases 1 to 2040 code for a protein of 679 amino acids. Gene Ontology annotation, molecular function: protein binding.